AUGAUCUACCAUUUUUUAUUUUCUUCUGAUGCUCGUUUUAACACCGAUAUUGAUGGAAUUAGAGUAUUUACUAGACGGUCAACUUCUUUACUUUUACCAAUCCAAGAUGCAUCAAAAUCUGUCCUAGGCUUGGGAAGUAAUGAACCUGGAGCUUUACUUUAUGGAUCUGCUGUAAAGUUGGAACAAAAAAGUCAUGCAUCUUAUGAAUUUAUUCGUUCAAUAAAUCCAGAGGAUAUGAAUAUAGCUGUAGAUCAAUGUUUAUCAUUUGCUCCACACCAUUUUGACUCGAAAUUACAAAAACAACUUUUAAAGGCAGCUUCAAUAGGAAUGCGUAGAUGUCAAAGACCUUACGAUGCUGAUAAAUUUGUUCGUAUUUGUCGUCUUCUUCGUGUUUUAAAUGCUCUUCGACUUAUGGGAAUUCCUUUAACAUUUACUCAAUUAGAAGAACUUUCCCCAGCUUCAAUUGUUGAUCGUUUAGUUGUUUUGGGACAUUGGCCUAUGGCUGUAAAGCUUUGCGAAUUUUUGGAAAUUAAUUCAAAAGAAGGUGUUUACAAAGUUAUUUCACAUUGGUGUUUGGCUAUGAUGACUACUUUUAAAGAACAAAAUAGGUUUGAAAUUUUUUUUGAAAAAUAUUUGGGCUUUUGUCCUGUCGUAUGCUUCUUAUAA
Molecule: messenger RNA, 666 nt
Organism: Meloidogyne enterolobii
Lineage: Eukaryota; Metazoa; Nematoda; Chromadorea; Rhabditida; Meloidogynidae
Source: the annotation of a GenBank genome assembly